Lepidothrix coronata (blue-crowned manakin) is the source of this 6623-nucleotide messenger RNA. RefSeq names its product ankyrin repeat and FYVE domain containing 1 (gene ANKFY1). The record is from RefSeq and is a predicted model, not a curated record. Gene Ontology annotation, molecular function: metal ion binding; protein binding. The transcript is spliced from 22 exons. The coding region runs from base 48 to 3035 and encodes 995 amino acids. NCBI's taxonomy places the organism in Eukaryota, Metazoa, Chordata, Aves, Passeriformes, Pipridae.
GCGGGGCGGGCGGCGGCUCUCGCGAGAGCUGCGGCGCCGGACCCAACAUGGCGGAAGAGGAGGUGGCCAAGCUGGAAAAGCACCUGAUGCUCCUCCGCCAGGAGUAUGUGAAGCUGCAGAAGAAGCUGGUGGACACAGAGAGGAGGUGCAGCCUCCUGGCUGUGGAGGCCAACCAGGACAAUGCCAGCGACACCUUCAUCAGUCGGCUUCUCACCAUCGUGGCUGAGCUCUACCAGCAGGAGCAGUACAGUGAUCUGAAGAUAAAGGUUGGGGACAAGCACAUCAGAGCUCACAAAUUUGUCCUGGCGGCACGCAGCGACACGUGGAGCCUCGCCAACCUCGCCUCCACCGAGGAGCUGGAUCUGUCAGAGUCAACUAAACAUAAUGAAAAACAAAUCUGUUUGGAGGAACUUGACUUCUUCCUUUCUAAGGACAGGGCUUUAUGUGAAAAAGGAGUCAUGUCACUAGUUAAUGUCAGGAACUGCAUCCGUUUCUACCAGACUGCUGAGGAGCUGAGUGCCAGCACCCUCCUGAACUACUGUGCAGAGAUCAUUGCCAGUCACUGGGAUGACCUGCGUAAGGAAGAUUUCAGCAGCAUGAGUGCCCAGUUACUGUACAAAAUGUUCAAGUCCAAGACAGAAUAUCCUCUGCAUAAGGCUAUUAAAGUGGAGAGAGAAGAUGUGGUCUUUUUGUAUCUAAUAGAAAUGGAUUCACAGCUUCCUGGGAAGCUCAAUGAAUUGGAUCACAAUGGAGACCUUGCUCUGGAUCUGGCCCUGGCCCAAAGGCUGGAGGGCAUUGCCACUACCCUGGUCAACCACAAGGCUGACGUGGACAGGGCAGACACGAGAGGCUGGAGUCUGCUGCACAAAGCCAUCCAGAGGGGAGAUAAAUUUGCUGCAAACUUUCUCAUUAAGAACGGUGCCCGUGUGAAUGCUGCUACACUGGGGGACCAGGAGACCCCUCUGCACCUCGUGGCAUCCUACAGCCCCAAGAAGCACUCACCUGAUGUCAUGGCAGAGAUGGCACAGAUUGCAGAGUCCCUCCUGCAGGCAGGAGCCAACCCGAACAUGCAGGACAACAAAGGCAGGACCCCGUUACACGUGUCCAUCGUGGUCAGGAACGAGCCUGUGUUCAGUCAGCUGCUCCAGUGCAAGCAACUAGACUUGGAGCUGAAGGAUCAUGAAGGAAGCACAGCUCUGUGGCUUGCAGUUCAGUACAUCACUGUGUCGUCUGAUCAGUCUGUGAACCCCUUCGAGGAUGCCCCUGUUGUGAAUGGAACCUCCUUUGAUGAGAACAGUUUUGCAGCAAGGUUGAUCCAACGAGGCAGCAACACAGAUGCUCCAGACACAGUGACAGGAAACUGCUUGCUUCAGAGGGCAGCUGGUGCAGGAAAUGAGGCAGCUUCUCUCUUCCUAGCAACUCAUGGAGCAAAAGUCAACCACCAAAACAAACGGGGAGAAACCCCCCUGCACACAGCCUGCAGGCACGGCCUGGCAAACCUGACAGCAGAACUCCUGCAGCAAGGAGCCAAUCCCAACAUCCAGACAGCAGAAGCAGUGCUUGGGCAGAAGGAUGCAUCUGCUCCUCCAACAGCAGAGAAUGUUUAUCUGCAAACUCCCCUCCACAUGGCCAUUGCUUACAAUCACCCAGAUGUGGUGUCAGUCAUCCUGGAACAAAAAGCUAAUGCUCUUCAUGCCACCAACAACUUGCAAAUUAUUCCUGACUUCAGUCUGAAGGACUCAAGAGACCAGACUGUGCUGGGAUUGGCUCUUUGGACAGGCAUGCACACCAUAGCAGCUCAGCUGCUGGGAUCUGGGGCCUCCAUCAAUGACACCAUGUCAGAUGGACAGACUCUGCUGCACAUGGCAAUCCAGAGGCAGGACAGCAAGAGUGCCCUCUUCCUGCUGGAACAUCAGGCAGAUAUAAAUGUCAGGACACAGGACGGAGAGACAGCCCUGCAGUUGGCCAUCAAAAACCAGCUCCCUCUUGUGGUGGAUGCCAUUUGUACCAGGGGAGCAGACAUGUCCGUGCCAGAUGAGAAAGGAAAUCCUCCCCUGUGGCUUGCCUUGGAAAACAACCUGGAAGAUAUUGCAUCAACUCUGCUCGUGCCCUUUCUGCCACAGGUUGACAACAAAGGCCGGAAUUUCCUCCAUGUGGCUGUUCAGAACUCAGACAUCGAGAGUGUGCUGUUCCUGAUCAGUGUCCAGGCAAAUGUGAACUCCAGGGUCCAGGAUGCCUCCAAACUGACCCCUCUCCACCUGGCAGUCCAGGCUGGCUCCGAGAUCAUCGUGCGCAAUCUGCUGCUGGCAGGGGCCCAGGUGAACGAGCUGACCAAGCACCGUCAGACUGCCCUUCACUUGGCAGCACAGCAGGACCUGCCCACCAUUUGCUCAGUCCUUCUGGAGAAUGGAGUGGACUUUGCAGCUGUAGAUGAAAAUGGAAAUAACGCUCUUCAUCUGGCAGUGAUGCACGGCCGGCUGAACAACAUCCGGGUCCUCCUCACAGAGUGCAAUGUGGAUGCAGAAGCCUUUAAUAUCAGAGGCCAGUCACCAAUGCAUAUUUUGGGACAAUAUGGGAAAGAUAAUGCAGCAGCCAUCUGUGACCUCUUCUUGGAGUGUAUGCCAGAGUACCCUCUAGACAAACCUGAUGCUGAAGGAAACACAGUGCUGCUCUUGGCUUACAUGAAGGGAAAUGCCAACUUGUGUCGUGCAAUAGUGAGAGCUGGAGCUCGGCUUGGAGUCAACAACAACCAGGGAGUCAACAUCUUCAACUACCAAGUUGCUACAAAACAGCUUCUCUUUAGGCUGCUGGAUAUGCUGACAAAAGAACCUCCCUGGUGUGAUGGCUCCAACUGCUACGAAUGCACUGCCAAAUUUGGAGUCACGACAAGAAAACAUCACUGCCGACACUGUGGACGCCUGCUCUGCCAUAAGUGCUCAACAAAGGAGAUUCCCAUCAUAAAAUUUGAUCUGAACAAGCCAGUCCGAGUUUGCAACAUCUGCUUUGAUGUCCUGACUCUGGGAGGAGUCUCCUAGUAUGCUGUGGAAGUAAAGGGAUUCCCAGUCAGUGCUCCUGACAGCAGCUCUGCUUACAAGCCCUCUGGAUAGGGAAGAGGAGGCCUAUACAUGUCUUCUGCAAUAGACUGAACUAAUUAAGGACCCUGUUAUGAUAUACUCUGGUAUAAAUGACUUUGUAUGACUGUAAAUGUAUCAGGCUGUGAUAGACUUCACUAGGAAUUCGAGUGGAUCGUGGCAACCAAGUGACAAAAGAACUUAGACCCUCUUCUAGUUGCAGUGGGGUAUGGAAGCUGAAAUUUAGACUGUUUGAAUCGAUGCAAAACAGGUCUGUCCUUGACAUGGUGCUUUGCACUGAGCAACUCUAUUAAGUCCUGUGGCUUUCAGGCUGCUUAGUAGAGAUGGCAUUAAGUUUCAGGGUAACCAGGUAUCUUUCUUUGCUUUGUCUUAAAGAUAAAUGUUCCCCUUCUCUAGAGAAGACUUCUUGUGAAGCUAAACUGAGCUGUUGCAACCACUGUUCAUUUCAAGAAACUCUUCAAACCCGGGGUAGUUCUAAGUAUAGCUCAAGAAUUGUGGCCUUACAACAGAAAGCUUUACACCAUCUGAUGCGAAGCAGUCAGAAUUGCAGACCCACAUCUUGAUACCUCCUCAGCAAAGUCUCAUCAGCUUUAGCAUGUUCAGAAGUGCAGGAUUGCUUUAGGCAGUAAAUGCUCUUGCUCAUCCCUGCUAGAACUGUCAGUCUUUGUUGCACUUUCAUUUUUACGUCGCUGGUCCUGCCAGUCCGGGGAACUUGUGCAAAUGGCUGAGUUUGCUGAAAGGCCUGAGCAUGUGCUAAAGGAGAAACACUAAACCUGGGCAAGUCAAACUCACAGUACAGCAAUAAAUGCUGAAGUGCAUUAGGAAUCCCGUGAGGGGGACAGUAGCACUUUGCUUGGUUUACAGAGCCUGGUGACUGCUGGGGGAGAGCCAGGAGCCCUGCCAGUGUAGAAUGUGCUGCACCUCGAGACACUAAAUUUGGGUCCAUUUUCAGCAGGAUUGCUGGUGAGUGGGACUGUAUGUGGAGGCUUCCUAUUAGGAGUAAGCUGCAGUAUUUUAAUCUAGGCUGGUCAUGCUCUUUUAAACAUGGUUGAUCCGUGAAAACCCAUCACCACGUUGUGCAGGUAGACGGGAAGGGACUUUCCCGGUAGACCAAGUUGUGAUUUGAUGGCCAAAGGCUUCAGUUAGGAAAAAUGGGUACUUAAGCAAAACUACAUGCCAUGUUAAGGCUGUUUUUAUCCCAAGAGAUGAACGUAGUUUAGACUCAGCCCAGCAUUCCUCAUCUGUGCUCCAUGAACUGGUGUGCAUUGAUGUAAUGACUGUUAUUUCCAGUGAACACAUGGACAGUUGGUGACAGUGACUUGUCAGUCUUAAAGAGUCAGAUGAGAUGAUAAACCAGACUGCUGCUGUAGGGGAGACUUGCUUGAGGUUGUUCUCAAACUUGUCCAAGGAGAGGAGAGGAGAGGGUGUAACUGCUGACGUUUGCACAAUGAAUUUCACGUCAAGUCUCACUUGAUCUGCACUUUGAUCUCCCAAUAUGCACAUGUUGUAACUGGAAUCACCCCUGUAACACUAGGAAGAGUAAUGGGUGACAAUACAAACUUGUCUCACUGUUUGAUGUCUGCUGCUGUCCUGUUCCAACAGAAUGCCCUGGGUAACACAGCUGGUCUCUUAACACAGUUACUAAUCCAAAUGGUGCAUCUCUGGCAUGAUAUUGUAAGUGAAUGUGGGACUACAGUGGUGUCAGUUAAUGUUGGUGACUGAACUAAUGGUGUCAGUCAACUGCAAGCUACAGUCUGGGUUCUUUGAAAUAGGUGAUGGCAAACAUUGUACUUUUAGUCCAUUGCUUUCUGACGUUUCAGGGUGUCACUGGCUUUAAGUCUGUAGCAGUGAAAGUUAAUGUGGAGAGAGUGAAUUUGGUGAAAGAAUCCUGCCUGUAGUGUGUCCCAUGGGAACACGUUGACUUCCUUCUUGGUUUGGAGCUGCAGAGCUGUGGAGGGGUAAGUGUGUGCUCAGAAUGCUUCCAGACACUGGUAGCACUGGUAGAGGAGUGGUUUUCCAAGGCCACAGCCUAUGGACUUCAACUCAGUUGGAAAACUGCACAACAUGUAAGUGCUAAAGCAUUGAAACAUCACUUUUUCAGUGACUUCUCUGGAAGGGGCAAAGGAACAGGGAGCUCAGCUCUAAUAGAAUAAGCAAGCUUUUAACUGAUGGAAAAGUGUGGAUGUGGUGAAAACUCAACUGAAUGGCAAGUUUAAGGCUGGCUAGUUGCUCUUUUAGAAAGUAGAAUAUUAACUAAAACUGUGUAAAACUCUGAAAGAUUUGGGAAACCAUCUGUAGUGUUCCUGUUUUGCUGUUUACAGCUAGUACUGUCCCAGCUUUCUUACUGAAGUCUGAAAUGACAGUUAAGGUUAUUGAUAAAUGUACAGUCUGAAGUGUUCAUUAAAGCAACUAAAUUCAGCAAAUUUGAUCAUUUUAAAGUGCCUUUGAGAUAGUUUCCUUCCAGCCAACUCUGAAUAGCUUUCUGCCAGAGCUAAAGGGGAAAAGCUCAACAACUUAAACCAAAACCCAAGUCAGUUCUUUUCUAGUUCAGCUGAGGAGGUUGACCCCACCAACAAGUGGUGGGACUCAGCCCAUCACACACUCUGCCUAGUACUGGUCUGGGCUCUCAGACCUCUGAGGCUUUUUGGGAGUUUUGCUGGCAAUGCUCCACUGCAGGGUACAAAUGUGAACGAGGCACUUGGUAACACAGUGGUGGUCAACACAUUUCGAACUCUAAACAACUGCUCUUCCCUUUUUGUAGCAUUAUACAGUGGUGACCAAACCCCCCACCCCCUUCCCCCUGCUGUCUUUUAGUGGUAUCUAUUAACUUCAGACUCAAGUCUGCCAAGCAUUGAACAAAAGGGUAAAUGGAGAACACAGUGGUGUCCCUGGAAGUGCUGCUGCCACACCAGGCUCCAGGCACUUCAGCAGGGCUGCCUGGGAAGUCUGGGUGGUUCGUGCUGUAGCUUUUUGUUCUGAGACUGGAUUCCUUUUGAUUGCAGUCACCCAGCACUCUUACACAAGCACAAAAUGUGGUCUGAGAUUUUGUGUCUCUGUACAAGGUGCAGUCACCGUUUCACACCACUGAGUGGAGUGAGAAGGUCAGUGUUCAAGGUACUCCAGAGUAAGUUGCUGGCUAAAAGCUGACAUGCCUUAAUGACUUCCUGUGCUGGAGAUUAACAGCUUGUACAACUGCUCAGUAGUGCUUCUAAACUAACAUGGAACAGUAUGGGAGGCCAAGGCUGGAUUGUUCUGUAGAUCAAAUGUUAAUAGGCAAGUCCUCUCUUUUCUGUAACCAGCAGAGGUGGGUACUGCAGCAAACUUGUCUCUAGAAAAAUCAAAGCUUGUACGAGUGACAGAAGUAACUCUGAACCUUCUAAUACCCUCUGUGAAAUAGAAAAGGAAGUCUUAGAACAAUGGCAUUUUAUCUGCAAUGUUUGUCUGGAGUCAUUGUAAAAAUGUAUUUUUCCAAUAUGCAUUACUUUGUUGUGUAAUGAUUCUACUUGUAAUAAAAUGCAGAACUAGACGAUG